Racocetra fulgida is the source of this 255-nucleotide messenger RNA. The record is from the annotation of a GenBank genome assembly. Lineage: Eukaryota; Fungi; Glomeromycota; Glomeromycetes; Diversisporales; Gigasporaceae.
CCCUGGCUGCUCGAACCAGGCUGUAAUCGGGCCAGCCAACACCACAAAGGACUUGAUGACUUGGAAAUCGCACGGACAGAGAUCUCCGAAGCGAGAGUAGGUAGCGAGCUCCGUGGAGAGGGGGAAGUGCUCUGGGAGAUUUAUAGGACCCAAGCGCACGUCACCACAGACAUAAAAAUUAGGGUCUUUAAAGAUUAUUUACCUCGUAAACUGGGGGUGACCGAGGGAGAGCUGACAUCGGGAGAAGUGCAUUGA